Phymastichus coffea is the source of this 1278-nucleotide messenger RNA. RefSeq lists its product as uncharacterized. The coding region runs from base 1 to 1278 and encodes 425 amino acids. The transcript has a single exon. NCBI's taxonomy places the organism in Eukaryota, Metazoa, Arthropoda, Insecta, Hymenoptera, Eulophidae. The record is from RefSeq and is a predicted model, not a curated record.
AUGAAUGUUUUAUGUAAGCAUUGUAAAGCAAAACAUUUUGAAUCGGAAAAAGUUGAUAAAAAAGGCUUAUCUUUCAAUGAUUGUUGUUCCCAUGGAGCAGUAGUUCUAGAUGCUGCCCCUGACUUUCCUCAAGAAUUAUCAUCUUUGUUUGAUGGAACUCAUGCAAAUUCAAAUGAUUUUUUUGAUAACAUUCGUUAUUAUAAUAAUUCGCUUUCGUUUGCUUCUUUUAAUGCCAAUUUAGUUAACUUUCAACAGCGCCGUCCAGGGCCAUAUUGUUUCAAAAUUCAUGGGCAGAUAUAUUAUCAAAUCAAUACAGCACUAUAUCCCUGCCUGAAUGAAAGUCCUGCUUAUGGACAGCUCUUUUUUGUUGAUCAAGAAGAGGCUCUUCAUGUACGAUUAUCACAAAACCCGCAUCUUAGACAAGAAACACUUACGACGUUAGACAGAAUAAUAAGAGAGAACAAUAUAUUUGCACAGUCAUACGCAAUGAUGAAACAAGAAAUAAAUGAGCAGAGAUCUCGAAUGAAUGUCGAAGAGAAACUUGAAUUGCAAUUAUUAUUUACCUUGAAACCAGGAAAUGAUAGACGACGAUUUAAUUUUCAAAGAACAAACGAGGUUGCUACUAUUUUUUCAACGACUGCUGAUGGUGAAAUUCCAGAGUCGUAUGUCACUAUUAGAAACAAAAAUAGAAAGGUAUUGCAAUAUGUUAGUACUAUGGAUCCUAACGUGGAGCCAUGGAUAUAUCCUUUGUUUUAUCCUUAUGGUUCACGAGGAUGGCAUAGAAAUUUAGAACGUAUCAAGGUAAAUGAUAAUGAUUCAAGUAGACGAGUAACGCGAAUGGCCUAUACUAAAUAUAAAAUGGCUAUAAGGCAGGAUGAAUUUAAUUCCAUUUUACUAGGUCGUCGAUUGUUUCAACAAUGGGUUGUAGAUUCAUAUGUUAAAAUCGAAAAAGAUAGAAUUCAAUGGUGUAAAGAUCAUCAAAGAGAGUUAAAAGCAGAUACAUACCAAGGAUUACAUGAUUAUUUGCAAAAUUCUGCAAAUGACAUUAAUGGUGAAGUAGGGAAAACAGUUAUUUUACCAUCGACUUUUUUGGGUUCACCACGUCACAUGCAACAAAGUUAUCAAGAUGCCAUGUCUUUAGUUGGUAAAACUGGGAAACCGGAUAUUUUUCUUACGAUGACUUGCAACCCAAGGUGGAAAGAGAUUCAAGAAAACCUUUUACCAGGCCAACAGGCAUGUGAUCGACCAGAUAUUGUUGCUCGUGUAUUUCAUUUAUAA